CGCACAUCAACAACACCAUUCCGUCAAACAAUGAAGAUCCUAGGCCUGAUCAGUGGUGGCAAGGACAGCUUCUACAACUUGAUGCAAUGCGUCGCCAACGGGCACCAGAUCAUUGCUCUGGGGAACCUGCAUCCUGCGGCUCAAGACAAGAAAGAUGAACUGGACUCGUACAUGUACCAGACCGUAGGGCACGAUGUAAUUCACCUCUACAAGGACUGCUUGGACGUGCCUCUUUACCGUCAAGAGAUCAAGGGGAAGCCAAUUGAGCAGAGUUCAGACUAUGUCAUCACUGCCAUGGACGAAACAGAGGACUUGUUCGAACUUCUCAAAAGGGUCAAAGAUGUACAUCCUGAUCUGCAGGCUGUCAGUGUUGGAGCAAUUCUAUCGAAUUAUCAGCGGAUACGCGUUGAAAGCGUUUGUGCGCGUUUAGGCCUGGUGGCAUUGGCAUAUCUGUGGCAAAGGAAUCAGGAGGAAUUGUUGCAAGAGAUGGCUCAGGCAGGCAUAAACGCGAUUUUGAUCAAGGUUGCUGCUAUUGGACUCAAGAGACAGCAUCUUGGGCGUUCGAUUGGUGACAUGUAUCCGCAUCUGUGCCGAAUGAACAAGGAGUACGACCUACAUAUCUGUGGCGAGGGUGGCGAGUAUGAAACCAUCACCCUCGAUUGCCCGCUCUUCAAGCGCCGUAUUAUUGUAGAUGAAUUCGAAAUUGUCAUUCACUCAGAUGAUCAUUUUGCGCAAGUUGCAUAUCUGCGGUUCAAAAAACUGCACCUAGAAGACAAAACCGAAAGCGAGAUCGAUCCUAGCUGGACGGCGGAUGUGAACUUGAAUCCAUUGUGGGAUGCGGACUCGCUUAUGAUGCCUAUCGAGGAUGUUGUCCGAUCGAAACAGCAGCCGAGGGAGAUUAAUCCAGCGGUUCUUCAAAGAGGAUCUGGGGUUUCAGAUCGUAAUAGCAAGGAUGGUCUUUGCAGCAGCCAAUCCAGCUACCGGUCCAAACUCUUGACACACCAGGGUGCUGUCGUGUGUGCUGUUGGCGGAACAAAUGCCUACGAGCCAUCACCAUCAUCUAAAAUAACAAGGCAUCUGAGUAUCGCGGAGGAGACCACAGCAUGCCUACAAAAUUUGAAAGCCAAAAUCGAACGCAUUGGGCUCUCUUGGGCAGAGGUCGUCUUUAUGCAGGUGUUCGUCUCGGACAUGGGUGACUUUGGCGUGGUAAACGCCGCUUAUAAGGCCUUCUUUGGUAUCAAUCCGCCCCCUCGCGCGUGUGUCGGGGCGAACUUGCCAAACUCAAUUCGCAUUCAAGUGAGCUGUACUGCUAUCCGUAAAGACGCGCUGAGCCCGAAACCUAGGCAGACAUUGCAUGUCCAGGGUAUUUCGUACUGGGCACCUGCCAACAUCGGACCUUAUUCCCAGGCAACUGAGCAAGUGCACCAUUCGUUUAUUGCUGGGCAGAUCGGAAUGGUGCCUCGCACUUUAGAGCUCCCAGUACCAUCGUCUCUGGCCAAGGAGACAGCAUGGUCAUUACGGAACCUUACACAGAUCGCGGCGCUUCGUCAAUCGGACCUUGUCAACCGGACAGCCUUGUGCAUAGUUUAUGUCACAGAUCCAGUGAAUUUUGCACCUGUAAAAGCAGCCUGGGAGCACAUCGCGAACAAGGUACGAUGUCACGACAUCGGUUCGAUAUGUAUUUGACUUUGAUACUGCUGAUAUGACUGGACGACAUCUGACGCCUUUCCUGUUUGUCCUUGUGUAUCC
Molecule: messenger RNA, 1749 nt
Organism: Gamsiella multidivaricata
Lineage: Eukaryota; Fungi; Mortierellomycota; Mortierellomycetes; Mortierellales; Mortierellaceae
Exons: 7
Coding region: 31-1686 (551 amino acids)
Biological process (GO): protein histidyl modification to diphthamide
Molecular function (GO): diphthine-ammonia ligase activity
Source: RefSeq, a predicted model, not a curated record